ACACUGAGUGAAUUCUUCACAUAGAAAGUAUAUUUCAGUUUCUUCUCCACACAUUUGCAGCAUGAGUGAAAGUCAUUCUCCUGGAAGGGUAUUCAUGCAACCACAUUUUUAUCCUGCAAAUUUGAAAAGACAAUCUGUAAGUGAAGGAGACUUAGCUGCAGCUCUGCGUGGCUCUGAAGAGUCUGAUGGUGAAAGCCUUGCUCAGGAGAGACAAUAUCAGCUAGAACUCCAGCAGCGGAUUCGUGAAAAUGAAGAACUCGUAGGACUGUCUUCAGAUGAGUUGGAGAGUGACAGCUUAGAAGAAGAUAGCUUGGAGGAGACAAGUUUAAAAGAGCAAGAAGGAGCUAAGUGUGACACAGAUCGAUAUACAACUGGAAUGCAAAAGAAUGGUAGUAAUGGAAGGAAACAGCAGUCUGUGGACAAAUAUUUCAAUCUAAGAUACGAUCCUAAUUGGAAGAAAGACAUAGCAGAAUUUUCUGAAGCAAAGAAAGCACAUCAAGUUCCUAGAAGAGGCAGUGUGGAGUUUUCACAAGAUCCAUUUUACCUCCUUUCCAAUGGCUGCCCAGAAGAAGAGAAUCAACAGAUGGCAAAAUCACAAGAUACAUCCUUUGAGUUUGAUACAGAAGUAUUAAACUUUGAUGAACCAAAUGCCGUGGUCAGGAAUGAACCUUUUAGGUUAUAUGUUAAAGGGAAGGAAUCUGACGAGGACUAUCAUUUCAAAGAUAGUCCCAGUACGUACAGCAGUGCUUUUUCUCUUCAGAUUCAAGAUCAACCAGAAAGAGCAAAAAAAGACUUUGUGGCAAAAAACAAACGGACUUUAGGAUUAGGUAAACGCAUGAGAAAUUCUUAUCUUCAAUUACACAGUAAAAAGCAAGGAGAAGUUCUUCAAGAGCAGGCUGCAGAUGCUAAAGCUGUUGAUGAAGAACCAGUUCAGAAUGUCCUACCAUUUCAGAACACGAAAAUGGAUCCUGAAGACAAAUGGUAUCUGAAGUCACAGCGGCUCAAGGAUCACCAAAAUAAGCAGCCUCAGAGAAAUAAAAUAAAAUCCAACCAGAGUCUCAAAGGGAGAGCUUUCCCAAGAAAUGAUAGCCAACAGCCACCAGGAAGACCAGCAGAAUCAAAGUCUUGGCACCACAGACACCUCCAAGUAUCAGAAUUUCAGACUGCUCCCACACAGGCAGCAGAGCAAGACAACAGCAGUGCACUGCAGAAAUGGCUAUGUCCAGAUCCUUCUAUUGGCCCUGGUACUACUCAUUUAAAUAAUUUCCCAAAUUCAAGACAUUUUAAAUAUCAUCCUGGUCCUCCAAACAGACUUCCACAUGAUCAGCAACAUUUAUACAAUCAUGCCAUUUUACCACUUUUUCCAAGAAAUGACUGUACCAGUAAUCUAGCACACCCAAAUCAGAGGAAUAAUUCAUCUAUUUACAAUGCUAAUUUUCAAGAAUUGUUAAAGGAUCAAGUGUCACCUCAGGAUUGCAAAAGACACAUUUACGCGGAUAAAAACUAUCACAACUAUGCUAUCAGUAGUUUAUGGCCUUCCCUCUCUUCUACUUAUAGUUCACCAGCAGCCCCUUGUCCAGCUUCCCAACUUAUGAAAACCAUGGAGCAACACCACCAAGAAAUCACUUACUUGACAGAAGCUCACUUAGCUGACAGGCACUUCUUCAGCCUACUUCCACCUAUAAUCCCACAGCUGGAAAGUGGUUCAGAGCUAAAUGCAGAGAGAGGUGAAGGAAGUCAAGUGAAAAUAAGCCGAAGCAACUCGGAAGGAUAUCUGAUGCAAAUGGAAAAGCAAAAACAGCUUAAAGUCAACAAGAAGCCAUAUAGUUCAAAAGCCCACGGGAAUCUGAAUGUGAAACUUGGAGGCCUUGGACCUGACUAUGAAUCAAUGAAAGAGAAGAAAGAGAAGUUAAAGCAACAAAAGGAAUAUGCAAAGCAAAUUAGGGAACACAACAUGAAAAGCCUUGCUUCUGUUCAGAGGUUGCCUACAAAACCCAAGGUUACAUCCUCAGUGUCAAGACAAAAGGCUCUGGAAUAUGCUAAGAAGAUUCCUAGACCAAAAACUUUUACAACAACACAACCAGAUGAAGAGGUGAAAGAUGAAAGAGUUCCGUCACAGAUUUUAAGAGAUCAUUUACCUCAGAUUGCAUCCUUGGAAACUUUGCAAGACAGACAUGAGAAGGAGAAGCAAGUUGUAGCUGCUUUCAGAACCCUUCAUAUCUUAUAAGUAAUUUGAAAUGAUUAGGGAUAUCUUCAAGGCAGAAAUUACGUGAACUGUUUAAUUAUGAGCUAUUACUACCAUGUGUUAAUCUACCAUCCCACAAAAAUAUAAGGUGGUCUGUAUUUUAAUAAUUUUUAAGUUUUAGAAUCAGUUCUAGUAUACUGAAUUUUUAAAAAUGUCAACAGUUGCAUGUGUAGCAUUUUAAAUAUGAUCAUCUGUGUUUCUGGGGUUUUUUGUUGGUUUUUUUUUCCUUUAAAUCGUCUGAUCUAGCAGUUGCAUCUUUCAGAUUAAUCAGUUACUGGCCUGUCACAACCAGAUCAUUUUUAAACAUGCUGAACAUACAGGCAUCUCUAUGAAACAUUAAAAAUAAACAGUCUCAUUUGAUGAUCUUAAUGCCACCCAUAUUUCUCUUUUUGAAGUGCAGAGGAGACUUUGGCAGACUGGCCAGAAAGAGAGCUAAAAAUAGUCCAUUGAUGGUAAGAAAGAGAGUAAAAACAUGCACCAAAUAUAUCAAUUAUGUAAAGAUACAUUGCUAAUUAUUCAACUGUUGCUCUGUUAUCUGUUAGUGAAUCAUUGUCACAGCAAGGCCAAAAUUUUGGAGCUUCACCGAGGACAAGGAAAUG
Molecule: messenger RNA, 2844 nt
Organism: Dromaius novaehollandiae (emu)
Lineage: Eukaryota; Metazoa; Chordata; Aves; Casuariiformes; Dromaiidae
Gene: JHY
Product: junctional cadherin complex regulator
Exons: 9
Coding region: 62-2227 (721 amino acids)
Biological process (GO): axoneme assembly
Source: RefSeq, a predicted model, not a curated record